Molecule: messenger RNA, 900 nt
Organism: Exophiala aquamarina CBS 119918
Lineage: Eukaryota; Fungi; Ascomycota; Eurotiomycetes; Chaetothyriales; Herpotrichiellaceae
Exons: 1
Coding region: 1-900 (299 amino acids)
Source: RefSeq, a predicted model, not a curated record
AUGUAUCAAAACAAGCCAGAGUGGUUCAGUGCGCCGAGAGAUGUUCUUCCAGGUUCAACCAUCACUCCAGGGAGGCUUAUUGUUGAUCCACGAGCCCCUGAAGGACCACCUUAUCUCGACAAAGCCUUGUCCAUUCCCGACGCAGACUUGAGGGUGACCAACUAUCCAUACAAGAGCGAGAGACAAGACGAAAAGGGUGGUUCAUUGGGCCUCUUUGGAUCGUUCAUGUCUGCAUUUGGACUGGGCGGAGAUUUGAGUGGAAAUAUCAAAAGCGGGACAGCUCUUGAUAUCGAAGUUGAUCGACUACAGACGGUUAUGUUUGACCCUUCGGUCGAGUAUCUCGAGGAAUCCUUGAACUCACCGAAGAACCUAGCUUACUUGAGAGAUCAAAGGUUCAAGAGAUCCCUGUAUCUUGUGACGGGGGUGAAGACGGCCUACGGCGCCAGGUUGACACGCUCGAGAUCAGAACAGAGAGGGGCUAAGGCGAAACUUGGGAUCAGUCCGAAUGUCCCGGGCCUUGAGAUUGGCCCAACUGCAUCUUACACACAGACUGGGAAAGUGACGGAGACGGUGCAGGGUCCGACGGACUUCGUGUUUGCCUACCGCCUUAACAAGCUGCAUUAUUCGCGAACUAGGAGCAAAUACGUUCAACAAAAGUUCACCACUGGAGCCUUGUAUUCUGAUGAGGUGGACCUUAAGGAUGAAGUAGAGGCGAUCAAGGCCGCCGAUUCAGAAGGUGAAGAGUUCGCUGAAGUUGUCGGUGGCCUGGAAGACGAUGACGCAGGCCGGGCAGAAUUCAAGAUCCCUGGAGAAGCCGUCUUUGACGAGGAGGAUGGCGAGCCCUGUAUCAUACUAUUGCCAGAAGCCUCGACACCGGCAUGGGCUGUUGGUGGUGGCUAG